Messenger RNA from Solea solea (common sole), 927 nucleotides. RefSeq names its product synaptonemal complex protein 3 (gene sycp3). Gene Ontology annotation, biological process: meiotic cell cycle; spermatid development. Bases 128 to 832 code for a protein of 234 amino acids. The transcript has 8 exons. Gene Ontology annotation, cellular component: synaptonemal complex. The record is from RefSeq and is a predicted model, not a curated record. NCBI's taxonomy places the organism in Eukaryota, Metazoa, Chordata, Actinopteri, Pleuronectiformes, Soleidae.
UCUCAGGUUCGAGCGGGAAACGCCAGCUAGCUCGGUCGGCUAAUCUCAGUCUGAGCCCCGUUGUUGUGUACGGUCAGGCCAGUUAGCCACGAAAGCAACUACGGUAGCAUAAGUAAAGGGUGAAAUAAUGUCAACGGGGAAAAAAACAAUGAAGAGAAAACACAUGGAUGAAAAAGACAUCAAAUGUUUUGAUUUCAACGAGGAAAAGGACAAGAAAGAGAUGAGCGGCUCAGACAACUACGUCACAGAUGAAACUGUGGACAAGUCAUCAAAGAGACCUGUGGCUGAAUGUACAGUGGAGGAGUCUGUCACUGCUGUCGGCAACGAGGUUCAUUCGAUGCUGGAGCGAUUUGGAGCCGACAUCAGCAAAGUGAUGCAGGCCAAGAAGAAACGUCUAGAGAACCUCACCAAGAACUACAUGAAGGGAAGUCAACAGAAACUGGAGCAGCUGUGGAACAACCACCACAGCCAGAGACAGAAGAUCACUCAACAGUACAGUCAACAGGUGAACACAGCCCUCCAGCAGUGGGAGACUGAGGCCCAGAGAGCUGAAGAGCAGGAGGAGAAGCUCAACAAUCUGUUCCGGCAGCAGCAGAAAAUCCUGCAGCAGGCCAGAGUGAUGCAGAGCCAGAAGCUGAAGAAGGUCCGGGAGCUGUACGAGCAGUUUGUCAAGAACAUGCAGGAAAUGGAGAAGACUCAUGAGUCCUUCCUGCAGGGGGCGCAGCAGGAGCUAAAGAAGGAAAUGAACACACUGCAGAAGAAGAUCCUCAUGGACAUGCAGCAGCAGGAGAUGGCCACCGUCCGAAAAUCUCUGCGGUCCAUGCUCUUCUAAACGUUUCCUUUGUUCCUCCUUAAUGUUCUGUUGUGGUUCUGUUACUGUUCUUGAGCUCAUUAUUUAUGAAUGACAAAUAAAGACGUUGUCUGAAA